AUGCAAAAGGAUGACGUGGUGGGUCUGUCUUCCUCAGCUGCUGCUGCCUCAGCAGCAGGAGGAGCAGCAGAAGAUGGGGGCGAUGGGGCCGACAUGGAGGCAGCGGAGCCCGCAGAAGGUGACGCUGCAGCAACACCCAGCAGCAAAAAGACAAAUAGAGUUGGGAGGGCUGUGCGACGCCAGUUCACGCUGAGACGUCGGGGCACGUCUACGGCCAGCGAAACUGAUACAGCCGAGACGGCAGGUGCUGCUGCUGCUGCUGGCGUUGUUGGUGCUGCUGCUGCUGCUCCGACGGCAGCUGCUGCUGCAGGCUUUUCCCCCGCUUCCCAGGUCCGGGGGGCCCCUUCCGGGACGGAGGCCCCUGGGGGCCCCUUUGCCGCGGGGCCCGUCGCUUCCUCUGGCCAGACAGUGCAGCAUGCGGACUUGUGCAUAUUUGCAGUCUUCGAUGGCCAUGGGGGUGCCCACGUAUCUAGGUAA
Molecule: messenger RNA, 477 nt
Organism: Eimeria mitis
Lineage: Eukaryota; Apicomplexa; Conoidasida; Eucoccidiorida; Eimeriidae
Exons: 1
Coding region: 1-477 (158 amino acids)
Molecular function (GO): cation binding
Source: RefSeq, a predicted model, not a curated record